This is a messenger RNA of Bacillus rossius redtenbacheri, 1397 nucleotides long. Its product is annotated as keratin, type II cytoskeletal 5-like. The coding region runs from base 29 to 1078 and encodes 349 amino acids. Lineage: Eukaryota; Metazoa; Arthropoda; Insecta; Phasmatodea; Bacillidae. The transcript has 2 exons. The record is from RefSeq and is a predicted model, not a curated record.
CUCGAUUCUUGCAAUCCCGCGUGCAGCCAUGAGGCACCUACUGGUCUCCGCCUUGUUGCUGGCUGCCGUAGUCGCAGUCCGAAGUGAAGCCACCCAAGAGAAGAAACAUGAGAAGAGAGGCAUCCUGAGUGGCAUCGGAGGCGGCUACGGAGGCGGAUACGGAGGCGGCUACGGAGGCGGCUAUGGAGGAUACGGACAGAGCAGUGGUCUGGGAUAUGGCUACGGUUCUGGUGGCUACGCUAUCGGAUCUGGGAUUGGCCUUGGAUCUGGUCUCGGCUCUGGAAUAGCGCUGAGCUCCGGCUAUGGACUUGGCUCCAGCUAUGGACUUGGCUCCGGCUAUGGACUUGGCUCUGGCAUUGGACUGGGCUCCGGCAUUGGACUGGGCUCUGGCAUUGGACUGGGCUCUGGUAUUGCUCUCGCCGCUUCGGCUCCGUCAGUCCAGACUGUGACGCAGACCGUAGCUGUUCCAGUGCCCCAGCCGGUACCUGUGACCAUCAACAGGCCCGUGCCCGUACCUGUAGCACAGCCCAUCCCAGUGUCGGUACCCAGGCCUUACCCCGUCAGUGUCCCUCAUCCCGUACCUGUCUCUGUGCCCAGGCCGUACCCUGUGAGUGUGCCCAGGCCAGUAGCUGUGCCUGUGCCUCAGGCCGUGCCUGUGCCAGUCCCUCAGCCCUACCCCGUCAGCGUGCCUCAGCCGGUCCCUGUGCAAGUGCCUCAGCCCGUGGCUGUGCCAGUGCCUCAGCCCGUCACCGUCACUAGGCCAGUGAUAGUCGCUUCCUCUGGCUUGGGAGCCGGUCUUGGAGGACGCAUCAGCAGCAUUGGUCUCUCCGGAGGCAGUUUGGGAGGCAUCGGCUAUGGCAGUGGCCUUGGAGGCGGUCUGGGCUAUGGUUAUGGACUUGGAGGAGGCAUCAGCAGCAUCGGUCUUGGAGGAAGCAGUCUGGGAGGCAUCGGGAUUGGUUCUAAAUAUGGAUAUGGGUCUGGUUACGGAUCCAGUUAUGGAUCCAGUUAUGGGUAUGGCUCAAGUUUGGGGUAUGGAAACGGUUAUGGAUACAGCUCCAGUUUGGGUAAAGGAUGGUAACGUUAAAUGAUUUUAUGCUCGUAAACGUUAUGUUUGAUUGAAAUAAAAGUUCCUGUUUCAAACGAAAGAAAUACCAUCAUCAAAAUCAUCAUUCACCGCAAAUAUUAGUCAAUAGUCUUGGUCAUCUAUCAUGCAAUAAAUUUUGUUAUAAUGCACAAGCGAAGAAUAUUUUCUUUCAUAUUUUUAAAAUAAAAUGUUUUGUGUUUAUGUUGUUUGUUUCUGUUAUUUUGUUGCAGUUGUAUUUUAGUGCAGUUGUGCAGAAUAAAUUUUACAAAAAAAAAUUAUGUUCGUGUUUCAUUAAAAAUAGCACCAUUUGAAA